Saccoglossus kowalevskii is the source of this 665-nucleotide messenger RNA. RefSeq names its product E3 ubiquitin-protein ligase LNX-like. The record is from RefSeq and is a predicted model, not a curated record. NCBI's taxonomy places the organism in Eukaryota, Metazoa, Hemichordata, Enteropneusta, Harrimaniidae.
CGCAGCAGUGUUAUUGACCUACUGGCGGUUUCUGUCAAAUUAUAGUUAGUAUGUUUAAAAAACGACAGCGAGUAGAAGAAGAAGAAGUCGAAGAGGAAAGAUAUUUUCUAAACCCGACGGCUGUUAGUAGACAUCUAUAUUGUUCCAUCUGUCAGGAGGUUUUCAUUGAGCCUCAAAGAGCUCCUUGUGGACAUAGCUAUUGUAAAAAGUGCAUUUUACCAUGGUUACAUAAAAGUAAAACAUGUCCCGAUGACAGAAAACCAGUUCAGAUUCAUCAGCUGCACUUUGAUUUCAUUCUGGCAAAUAUAAUAGGAGAUCAAAUGGUUGCAUGUCCAUACAGGAAGUCAGGCUGUCUUCACAUCGGUCAGCUGGAACAAUUGGCGUCACAUAAAAAAUCCUGUAAUUUCAACCCUAAGAACUUACCAGCAUUUCUCCUUGCAAAUAAAGAAAAUUUAACUGGUCAUGAUCCAACACCAAGCUCUUCUCAACAGUGUGUUAUUAAUUUAGAUGAAAGUGUGGAAGACGAGGACUCAGGAGAUGAAGAUGAUGACGACGUGUUACCGACACCGGCAAAACCAUCCUUAAAAAUGAGAUUAUUUCAAAAUGGUGGUGGUCAAAGAGAGUUACUUUGUUCUAUGUUUAAAAAUUCAUCCAAUAAAAGAUGA